AUGGCGGGUGCAACUCGGACUGCGAUUUUCUCUGCAGCACCCGAGCUCGAUCGUGAAGGUCAGACUCUAAGAUCCUUCCCAGCAGAAGCAGCACCAAAGACCAAAGUAGAUGCUAGACACCACAUAGACGGCGAAGUCAACGGCGCUUCGAGUGCAGAAACAAUUUCGAAUGGCGAUACAGCCGCACAUUUACAGGUAAAUAAUACAGGCAACGAGGCGUCAACCGCACCUAUUUCGAGCACGGAAAAAGCUAUCGCUGAGAACGACGUGAACGAUCACCGAGAGGCCCCAACAGCACCAAACACAGGCGGUGAUCUACCGCCACAAGACAUGAAAACCCAUCAUGAACCAGCUCUUGUCGCCGAGAGUGCCAAUGGCCACGUCACCGCGACCCCGAAUCCCCUCUCCCCAGCCACCAAACUCAAGCACCGUCUGAGGGACACACAAGACUUGAUCGUCUGCCUUGGCGUCUACGAUGGAUUCUCUGCCCGCAUUGCGCUGUCGGUGGGCUUCGAUGCCAUGUAUAUGACAGGUGCCGGAACCACUGCCUCGCGGUUGGGCAUGGCAGAUCUAGGCGUAGCCAGCCGCACCGACAUGAAGGAGCAUGCGGACAUGAUAGCGAACUUGGAUCCUAGCAAGAUCCUCAUAGCUGACAUGGACACGGGUUACGGUGGCCCUAUCACCAUCACGACGACCGUCAACCAGUACAUACGUGCCAACGUUGCAGGCUUUCAUAUCGAAGACCAGCUCCUUACGAAGCGCUGCGGCCAUCUAGCCGGGAAGAAGGUUGUCUCUCAAGAAGUCUACCUCUCACGCAUCAGAGCCGCCAAAGCAGCCAAAGACAAAGCACGCUCGGAUAUCGUCCUGAUUGCAAGAACUGACGCGAACCAACAACACGGGUAUGACGAAUGCCUCACCCGAUUGCGCGCUGCUCAAGAUCUUGGCGCGGACGUCGGUCUGCUGGAAGGCUUCAAGAGCAAAGACGAAGCGCGCCGGGCAGUACAGGAUCUCGCGCCAUGGCCUCUGCUGCUGAACGUCGUUGAGAAUGGUCACAGUCCUUUAAUCACCGUAGAUGAAGCGAGGGACAUGGGUUUCCGGAUCAUCAUCUUUUCCUUCGGAACCCUGGUCCCAGCCUAUUUGGCGAUCAAAAGCGCAUUUGAGAGGUUGAAGGUCGAAGGGAUUACAGGCGUCCAUGAAACAGAGAUUAGUCCAAGGUGUAUUUUUGAUGUCUGUGGCUUGGAGGAAGCGAUGGAGGUUGACGAAAAUGCUGGAGGAGAGGACUUUAAGGGCGGUGUCUGA
Messenger RNA from Letharia lupina, 1299 nucleotides. RefSeq lists its product as uncharacterized. The coding region runs from base 1 to 1299 and encodes 432 amino acids. Gene Ontology annotation, molecular function: catalytic activity. The transcript has 4 exons. Lineage: Eukaryota; Fungi; Ascomycota; Lecanoromycetes; Lecanorales; Parmeliaceae. The record is from RefSeq and is a predicted model, not a curated record.